CCGACAGUGCCAUCAGAAAGCCUGCCAGCCAGUGUACAGAAGAGACAUACGGUGAGAACAGUCUCAGAAAGCGUCUAUAGCAAGCAAGUUAAGCUAGUAGCCUACGAAAAGCAGCAAGUCGCGCAAGCCAGAGGAAAUAACGAUUUACAGGACUGGACCAAAACCCCCCUGAGACAACGACAGAGAGUAAAAGAAAGAAGAGGCCGGAAGCAGAGGAAGAGAAGCCGUACAGAGGACACCCUGUACUUUGUGUGUCCCAUGCUCCUGGGAGAAAUUUCCUGUAGGCCCCAGAUCCAGGAUCAGCUGCCCCUCCUCCAAUCUUAAUCUUAAUCAUAGGAGGGAAGCACACAACUGAACUAAAAUCAGCAUCUAGAGGAUAACUUCCUCCUAAUCCUGGCGUUUCCUGGCGACAGGUGUUAUUGAUCUACUUCCUGGUUUAGCGAAAGGAGCCACUGCUGAUAGGCUACCAUGCACCGCUUAAGGACUACGGUUGUUAGGCUAGGGCCUAUCACGGCCACCCAGACAGCCAAGAGCCAAUCACAAGCCAGGUCGGCGGCAGUGGGAGGGGCUUUGAGGACGUUUCAGCCAAUAAGGAGUUACACUGCGUCAGUGUCGGCCGAGCCUUUUCUGAAUGGGACCAGUUCUAAUUAUGUGGAAGAGAUGUACUACGCAUGGCUGAAGAACCCUAGGAGUGUACACAAGUCGUGGGAUAUUUUCUUCCGGAAUGCCAAUGCGGGGGCGCCACCAGGCGCAGCCUAUCAGAGCCCUCCUCCUCUGGGUGGUGCUGCUCUGGGAUUGGCCAACGCCCAGGCGAUGGUCGGGGUGCAACCUAACGUGGAGAAGCUAGUGGAGGACCAUCUGGCUGUACAGUCGCUUGUACGGGCAUACCAGAUUCGGGGUCACCACGUGGCACAGCUGGACCCUCUGGGCAUCAUGGCUGCCAUCGACCCAGGCCCUCCCCCCUCUGACAUCAUCACCUCCAAUGACAAACUGGACCUCUCUGGGUAUAAAGAGCGUCUGUAUGAUCUCACUGCUGAAGAGUUCUAUGGUCUGGAUGAGUCCGACCUGGACAAGGUUUUCCGGCUCCCCACCACCACUUUUAUAGGUGGCAGCGAGAGCGCUCUGCCCCUCCGAGAGAUCAUACAGCGCCUCGAGAUGGCGUACUGUCAGUCUAUCGGAGUAGAGUUCAUGUUCAUUAAUGACCUGGAGCAGUGCCAGUGGAUCAGACAGAAGUUUGAGAGGCCAGGCAUCAUGCAGUUCACCCUGGAGGAGAAGAGGACCCUGCUAGCCAGAAUGGUUCGAUCCACCAGGUUCGAGGAGUUCCUGCAGAGGAAAUGGUCAUCAGAGAAGCGUUUUGGCCUUGAGGGCUGUGAGUCUCUCAUCCCAGCCCUGAAGACCAUCAUCGACAAGUCCAGCAUGAACGGAGUGGAGAGCAUCAUCAUGGGCAUGCCCCACAGGGGGAGAUUGAAUGUGUUGGCCAAUGUGAUCCGUAAGGAGCUGGAUCAGAUCUUCUGUCAGUUUGACUCCAAGCUCGAGGCUGCUGAUGAGGGUUCUGGAGAUGUGAAGUACCACUUGGGGAUGUGGCACCGGAGGAUCAACCGGGUCACUGAUAGGAACAUCACACUGUCACUCAUGGCUAACCCCUCCCACCUGGAGGCUGUGGACCCCGUGGUGCAGGGCAAGACCAAAGCUGAGCAGUUCUACUGCGGGGACACAGAAGGCAACAGGGUAAUGUCCAUCCUACUCCAUGGUGAUGCAGCUUUUGCAGGCCAGGGGGUUGUCUAUGAGACCUUCCACCUCUCUGACCUGCCCUCCUACACCACACAUGGCACUAUCCAUGUGGUGGUCAACAACCAGAUUGGUUUCACCACCGACCCCAGGGUGGCGAGAUCAUCCUCUUACCCUACAGACGUGGCCAAAGUGGUCAACGCCCCCAUCUUCCAUGUCAACGCUGACGACCCCGAGGCUGUCAUGUACGUGUGUAAUGUCGCCGCCGAGUGGAGGGCCACCUUUCACAAGGACGUGGUCGUCGACCUGGUGUGUUACAGGCGUAAUGGCCACAAUGAGAUGGACGAACCCAUGUUCACCCAGCCGCUAAUGUACAAGCAGAUCAAGAAGCAGAAAGGAGUCCUAAAGAAAUACGCUGAGAAGCUCAUAGCAGAGGGAGCUGUCACCAGACAGGAGUACGAGGAAGAGAUAGCCAAGUAUGACAAGAUCUGUGAGGAGGCUUAUGCUCGCUCCAAAGACGAGAAGAUUUUACACAUCAAACACUGGCUAGACUCACCCUGGCCCGGUUUCUUCAACGUGGAUGGCCAGCCUAAGAGUAUGACCAGUCCGUCUACAGGCCUGACUGAGGAAGAGCUGGGACACAUAGGACACAUCGCUUCAUCUGUCCCUGUGGAAGACUUCACUAUACAUGGAGGUCUGAGUCGUAUACUAAAGGGUCGUGCAGCGAUGGUGGGCCAGCGUGUGUGUGACUGGGCUCUAGGAGAGUACAUGGCUUUUGGCUCGCUUCUCAAGGAAGGAACACACAUACGUCUCAGCGGACAGGACGUGGAGAGAGGAACCUUCAGUCACAGACACCAUGUUCUCCAUGACCAGAAUGUAGAUAAGAGGAUCUGUAUUCCCAUGAACCACAUCGCUCCUAACCAGGCUCCAUACACUGUCUGUAACAGCUCUCUGUCAGAGUACGGAGUACUGGGUUUCGAGCUGGGUUUUGCCAUGGCCAGUCCCAAUGCUCUGGUUCUGUGGGAGGCCCAGUUUGGAGACUUCCACAACACAGCCCAGUGUAUCAUAGACCAGUUCAUCUGCCCAGGACAGGCCAAGUGGGUCAGACAGAACGGAAUAGUCCUCCUGCUACCCCAUGGCAUGGAAGGAAUGGGUCCAGAGCACUCGUCGGCCCGACCAGAGAGGUUCCUGCAGAUGUGUAAUGAAGACCCGGAUGCAUACCCUAAAUUCUCCGCUGAGGAGUUUGCUGUGCGUCAGCUGUAUGACUGUAACUGGAUCAUAGUCAACUGCUCUACACCUGCUAACUACUUCCACGUCCUCCGCAGACAAAUUCUACAGCCCUUCAGGAAGCCUCUGAUAGUCUUCACCCCCAAGUCUCUGCUGCGCCACCCUGAUGCCAAGUCCAGCUUUGACGACAUGCUGCCAGGUACCCACUUCCAGCGUCUGAUCCCAGACAGUGGUCCUGUGUGUGAGAAGCCAGAUGGGGUGAAGAGGAUUGUGUUCUGUACUGGGAAGGUCUACUAUGAACUGACCCGAGAACGCAAGAACAGAGGCAUGGAUGAUACUGUGGCCAUUGCACGCAUAGAGCAGCUCUCUCCCUUCCCGUUUGACCAGGUGAAGGUUGAGACAGAUCGUUAUCCCAACGCUGACCUGGUGUGGUGCCAGGAAGAGCACAAGAACCAGGGUUACUAUGACUACGUCAAACCCCGCCUCCGCACCACCGUCGACCGCACCCGCCCCGUUUGGUAUGCUGGUCGUGGGCCAGCAGCAGCUCCAGCUACUGGGAACAAAGCAGCUCACCUGGUGGAGUUACAACGCUUCCUAGAUACAGCUCUUAACCUAGAUGCAUUCACUGGACAGUCCUAACACACUUAUACCAUAAUCCCUAUGCCCAAUACCCCUCAAACUCAACUCUGGACCUCGAAGCCAGUUCCACUGCGUUUUUUCAUUGUCCCCCUCUAAUCAGGGACUG
Coregonus clupeaformis (lake whitefish) is the source of this 3700-nucleotide messenger RNA. RefSeq names its product 2-oxoglutarate dehydrogenase, mitochondrial. The coding region runs from base 469 to 3594 and encodes 1041 amino acids. The record is from RefSeq and is a predicted model, not a curated record. Gene Ontology annotation, molecular function: thiamine pyrophosphate binding; oxoglutarate dehydrogenase (succinyl-transferring) activity. Gene Ontology annotation, cellular component: oxoglutarate dehydrogenase complex; mitochondrion. NCBI's taxonomy places the organism in Eukaryota, Metazoa, Chordata, Actinopteri, Salmoniformes, Salmonidae. Gene Ontology annotation, biological process: tricarboxylic acid cycle. The transcript is spliced from 24 exons.